Molecule: messenger RNA, 2189 nt
Organism: Plodia interpunctella (Indianmeal moth)
Lineage: Eukaryota; Metazoa; Arthropoda; Insecta; Lepidoptera; Pyralidae
Gene: Wnt10
Product: Wnt oncogene analog 10
Exons: 6
Coding region: 353-1444 (363 amino acids)
Biological process (GO): neuron differentiation; multicellular organism development; cell fate commitment
Cellular component (GO): extracellular region
Molecular function (GO): frizzled binding; cytokine activity
Source: RefSeq, a predicted model, not a curated record
AUCGAUAAUCGCGUAAACUCUAAUGAUCGAGUAGGUGUGGCCUCGCGAUACGCCCCCUAGCCUUUUUGUCUGCGUCAGGGCGUAGAACACGCCUCACGGUUUGCGUCCCACGCGCCCUGGUCCACGCACGCACCUUAUAGAACCGGCGGUGACGCGCCGACGGACCAAGCCGACACGAAAAUGCGCAAAAAAGAAUAAUAAAAACAUUCGAAUUUCGAAACGAAACGAAAAAAAGUGUUAUGUGAUCAAUUUAAAUAAUUCCCGCUCAUUUUGGUGUUUUAUAAGGUUCGUUCGCAAGGAACUAAGUGAAAUCUAAUACGAUGUGCCCGCGAAAACGAAUAGUGUUGCCAACAUGAAAAUGCUUUUUGAUAACAGGAUGCUAUUUAUAAUUUUCCUGCUUUUAUUCGCCAUGGUUAGUUCACGAGACAACAUGCUACCGAACCACUUAAAGCUAAACUCGGCGUUGACUUGCCGCCUUGUGGCUGGUCUGACCAGGGACCAGAGGUCAGUUUGCCACGAGCUACCUGAUGCUGCCGCCAUCGCCUUCGAGGGCAUGCAGAUGGCAGUGAAGGAGUGCCAGCAUCAGUUCCGAUGGCACAGGUGGAAUUGCUCCAGCCUGGUACCCAAAAGCGCCAACCCUCAUGCCAGUGCUAUCAUGAAAAGAGGUUUCCGAGAGUCUGGAUUCCUAUACGCCCUGACUGCAGCCGGGGUUGCCCACGCAGUGGCCCGGGCUUGUGCCCAGGGUCGUCUUCUGUCCUGCGGCUGCGACCCCCUCGGCUACCGCGCCUCCCACGACCCCCGUGGCCGAGCGAGACCCAACAAGUGGGAGUGGAGCGGAUGCUCUCACAACCUCGCAUAUGGAAUAGAAUUUUCUAGAAAAUUCCUGGAUGUGAGAGAAAAAGUCGACGACUUGCAGUCGAGGAUCAACGUGCAUAACAAUAACGCUGGGAGAUCGAUAUUGUCUUCACACAUGGAGGUGCGUUGCAAAUGCCACGGCCUGUCUGGCAGCUGCCAGCUUAGGACUUGCUGGCGAACCACGCCUGAUUUCAGGGUGGUGGCUUCCACCAUUAAGCGACAGUACAGAAAGGCUUUAAUAGUGGCACAAGAAGAGCUGAACAGUGGCAUGGCAGUACUUAAAGGAAGACCUCGAGGGAGAAGGAGGAGCCGGGCGCGACCAGCUCCCAAAUCAAGUCUACUGUUCUUUGAGAAGUCCCCGAGUUUCUGCGAAGUCGAUCCCAAAACGGACUCAUCCGGGACAUCAGGUCGAGUCUGCCGCGUGGGUCGUACCUCACGCUCAGGGUCUUGUGAUCUCCUCUGCUGUGGCCGAGGGCACGCCCUCAUCAGGAAAUCCAGCGUCAAGCCCUGCAACUGCACCUUCCAUUGGUGCUGCAGGGUCGAUUGCCAGAGGUGUAAAGACGAUAAGUGGAUCGCGAUUUGUAAGUAAGAUGGCUGAGAUGGAACUCGCUUGGGCUCUUGUAGCCUCAUGAGCUGUGACCGAGGCUACAAACAAUUUGCAACUAUACCAUGUGUUGCAGAGUAUGUAAAUUGUGAUAUGUGCAAGAAUAAUACGUGGAUUGCAAUUUUUAGAUGGUUAAAAUGCGAUAUAUUCGAGCAUUGAUUUAACUAUUCCAAAUAAAUAUUAUGGAUAUUUUUUGACUUAACGAUCGAGUUUAGAUUUUAAGAAUUCGACUCCAAAAACCUAACGAGCAUUGUCAACUUCUUGUAAUAUGAACUUGAUCGAUUGCUUCUGUUAGUUGUUUUGUCUCUUCUGAGCGCUAUUUCGGUUGUUUCCGCAGCCAUAAAACGACGGAGCCCAAGAUUCGCAAGUAGUUUUGUCUAUUCUUCAGAAAUCAUGAAGUAGAAACGUAAUUUAAUAUUAUUAUGUGAGCUUUAAUUAAUAAUAUUUAUGUUAAUUACACUAUAUGAAGUAAUCGCCAUGAUGAUAUUAGAAUAUAUGAAUCAAAAUUAAAUAAUGUACAAGUACUUAAGAACAAUUCAGUAUUACAACUUGAUGAUACGGUGGUGGUAGCUAAUUUAUUGUAGAAUGUACUAGGUAAUUUAUUCCAGCUUUUAUACAUAUUAAAUGCCAUAUUAAUAAAUAUAUUAAUAUUCAUUAUAUACUAUAUUAAUAAAACUAAAAUAAAAAAAAUAUUUUAGUUUCAAUUUUAACAAAUAGCUUAAGUGUGUAU